Molecule: messenger RNA, 1149 nt
Organism: Ictidomys tridecemlineatus (thirteen-lined ground squirrel)
Lineage: Eukaryota; Metazoa; Chordata; Mammalia; Rodentia; Sciuridae
Source: RefSeq, a predicted model, not a curated record
AUGGAUCUGAUCCCAAACUUUACCAUGGAAACCUGGGUUCUCCUGGGAAUCAGCCUGGUGCUCCUCUAUCUAUAUGGGACCUAUUCACAUGGAUAUUUUAAGAAGCUGGGAAUUCCAGGGCCAACACCUCUGCCUUUUUUGGGAACUAUUCUUAAUUAUCGCCAGGGUUUGUCUAAUUUUGACACAGAAUGUUAUAAAAAGUAUGGAAAAACAUGGGGCCUAUAUGAUGGUCGACGGCCUGUUUGGGUUAUUACGGAGCCAAGCAUUAUCAAAACAGUUCUCAUCAAUGAAUGUUAUUCUGCCUUCACUAACCGGCGGAAUUUUGUUCCAGUGGGAUUUAUGAAAAAAGCCAUCUCUUUGUCUGAGUAUGAGGAGUGGAAGAGAAUAAGAACACUUCUGUCUCCAACCUUAACCAGUGGAAAACUCAAGGAGAUGUUCCCCAUCAUUAACCAGUAUGGAGAUGUGUUGGUGAAAAACAUGAGACUGGACUCAGAGAAGGGCAAGUUUAUCAACUUGAAAGACAUCUUUGGUGCCUACAGCAUGGAUGUGAUUACUGUAACAUCAUUUGGAGUGAACAUCGAUUCCCUGAACAACCCACAAGAUUCCUUUGUGGAGAAAGUCAAGAAGCUCUUAAAAUUUGAUUUCUUUGACCUUUUGCUUCUCUUAAUAACAAUCUUUCCAUUCCUUACUCCAAUUAAUGAGGCAAUGAAUAUCUCUCUAUUUCCAAAGGAUGUCACAAAUUUUUUAAAGAAAGCUAUAAAGAAAAUGAAAGACAGUCGCCUUCAAGAGAAACAACAGGUAAAAGUGGAUUUUCUUCAGCUUAUGAUAAAUUCUCAGAAUUCCAAAGAUGUGGAGUCUCAUAAAGUCCUGUCUGAUCUGGAGCUUGUGGCUCAAUCAAUUAUCUUCAGUUUUGCUGGCUAUGAGACCACUAGCAGUUCUCUUUCCUUCAUUUUGUAUGAACUGGCUACCCAUCCUGAUGCCCAGACCAAACUGCAGCAGGAGAUUGAUGCGGCUUUGCCCAAUAAGGAUUCUGCCCUUGGGGCCACCUUGGGUCCUGGAAUACAGGACCUCUCAGGAGCUGUAGCAGUGGAUGCAGAGAAGGGAGGACAAUGUUUCUGCCUCUUAGAACAGGGUGUUGCUGUUAUGUGA